ACCUUGCGAAAAUCGUGUAUGUGUAACAUGGUUUCAUUCGUUUCCGGUUUCUACCGAGCCGAAUGGAACCGCAUACGUAUGUAACAGGCUUUAUACUUUUAUUUACAAUUUUCCACCUCCAUGAUGACAUACAAAGAUACUGAUAACAUAACCUAUUUUGUUUUUUAUAUUGUGUUUUAAAAAUAUUAAAUUUAUAUUAACACAUUUUAGUAAUUAAUCCAUAAAUAUGGAUAUAAUAGAAAAUAAAUUGUAUUCUAAUAAUCCAAUUAAUAUAUCUAAUUUAAUAUCAAAAAUAAUUAAUAACGUGAAAAGAAAACAUGCCGAAGGUCUUAGAGAUUUUCCCGAAGUUAAGUUUUUAAAAGAAAAGAUGAUGAACGCUGAUCCUUUAAUAAGUGAAGUGUCGGGAAAAGCUAUCAUGAUGCUUAUUAGUGAUCGAAUAUUAUCUGCUGAUGUAAUUCACACAGAUUUUAUUAGUAGCAUGAAUUCAAUAAAGUGUCUUUCUACUUUAACCAAUAUAUUAGGAGAUUUAUUGUGCUUAUUACCGAAUGAUAAAAACUAUGUAUUCAAGUUAUAUUCUCCACAACAUCCCUUUAUAACAUUAAUUAUGGAAAAACCAGAUGCAGCUUAUCAUAUUUUUGUCAAGAUACAAAAUUUACUGGAAGAUUUUGAUGGGUCUAUGAUUAACAAAAUAUUUGAACCAUUCUAUUUGUACUGCUUGUGUUGUCCAUCGAGAAAUAAUAUAGAAUUGUUGAGAUGCAGAUUAUGGGCAUUAUUAUUAAAUUCUAAAGAUGCUGGUACACAUUUGUUUGGUAAAAUAAUUUCUUGGUUACAAGUAGAAAAAAAAGAAGAAAUUCAAAUAAUAAAUAAUCAUUUCAUAGAGGCGUUAAGAAAUCCAAACAUUGAAACAAUUUUAAAUAUAGAAGUAGUAAUAUUAUGGCACGCGAGUCUUCUUUAUAAUAUGGCACUGUAUAAAUUUGACAUGCAACCAGCUCUAUGUUGUUUACGACAAAUAUUCGAAAACAGAAAAUUAGUUAUGAUCGAUAGUAUACUUCUGAUAUUUUCUCAAAUAAUUGAUGUAUGUUCACCCAUACAUUUGAAAAAUAUACUUUUAACAUGUAAACCGAUGCUAGAUCAAGAAUACGCUUCUUUAUUCGCAUUAGAAACUCUCAAAGCUUCUUUAUUACCUUGGUUAACUUCUCCUUGUACAUUUCUUAAUGAAGCUCAUCAAUUGGCAAAAGAAAUAAUUACAUCAGUGAACAAAAGGAAUAACACAAACUAUAAAUUGAAUGCGAAUGAAAAAUUAAAAGAUUUUUCUUCCAGAUAUAAAAAUCUAAUUUGCACCAAUAAAAUGAUAUUCAUUACCGUUAAUUUAACAUUAAAUUUAGAAAGAUUUUCCGAGGAACAGGACCUCAAGGAAUGGUUGGAAGAAAUUAAACAAAUUCCCGAUGAAUAUACUGUGGAUAUUUUUAAUUUCCUUUGCGGUUUUAUGAUGAUCGAAUACCAAGAUCCAGAAAUAUCUCUAAUAAUUUUAGAGCUUCUACUUAAAUGCGCGGAAAAAGAAAUAAUUUUCUCUUCCAAAUUAUUAACAUUAAUUUUAUACAAGUUAUCGAACAAUCUAUAUCCAAACUACCAUUUCGCUCUUUUGAAAUCUUUACCAAAACUAGUAAUUUAUCAAGAUAACAUUCCGAAAGUUAUGGCGUUAAUACGAGCAGUUAGUAAAAGAUCGGAAAAUCUUUUUAAUGUUGGAAUUUCUUUGGCUUUGGAUGCAUGGAAAAUUAAUAACAAGUGUUACAUAUAUUUAGAAGAUCUCCUGGUAUAUGAUACACCUGUUGAGAAAAAGUGGGAACGAUAUGUAACAAAAGCUUAUGUUUUAAAAGAACUCUGUGACAGGAAGCCUGAACUAUAUGGAAAAGAUGCUGUAGCUCAUUUAUCAAAAAUCUUGAAUGACUGCGAUAAUGAAAAUGGUGCUCUGCCUUGUUCUUUAGCUAUAGAAGCCAUAACUAUCUUAUGCAGAAAUGGAAUUAUCGAUAUACAAACUACUUGGAGUACAUUAGCACCUAAAUUUACGAAUGAUAGACGACUUCCAGUUGUCAAAAGUUUAUGUUCGUUAAUUAAAGAAGUUCCUCAGUUGCUGGAUUCGGAUUCAUAUAAAGAUUUAUUUGAAGCAGUGACAAAAAAAUUAUGGGAAUACGUAGAAUACGGAGAUACCCAAAUAAGCGAAGCUGCUCUUUCGAGUCUGGUAUCAUUUGGGAUUGAACACAUUAGUAAAACUUUACCCGAGAAGUAUCUCGAGCCCGAAAGUGUUUCCACCGCGCAGUCGGUAUUAGGUAAGACAUGGAUAUAUUUUUUAAUAGAACAUAGGGCGUCAGAUGCAUCUGUACAAUUUAUAAAAAACAUGAUGUCCAUUGAAAUAGAUGGAUAUUUAAAGUAUGUUUAUCAACAGAAAGGACCUAAAGAACCAAUUAACUACAAUUAUUUACCUACUCAUAGUAUAGUUAAAGAAAUAGGAGUAUUUAUUAAAGCAUGGGUAAACAAAUGGAGGGGUAGUAUCCACAAUAAACUCUACAUUGAAUGUCUAAAAAUAUUCAGUGAAGUAUACAGCAAACCGUUACCUCCAUUAGAUUGGUGUUUCCUACAAGAAUUGAUUCACGAUCCUAAAACUAAAGAAUAUGCUGUAGAUAUCGCUUCACAUCAGGUAGUGAUGUCCGGUACUGCAAGAAGACUAAUCGACAAUUAUUUAAUAACUGUUACAGAAAAUCCAAAGGAUGAGGAUAUUUUAUUAAUUUUCAAAAAUUUAAAAUAUUUGGUUCGAAGUAUACAACCCAUGAUUUUGAGACCAUUUUUCGAAAUAUCAAUUUGGCAUGUAUUGAAACAAGAUACGGAUGAAUAUAAUUUGAUAGAUCGUAUGUUUGAUCAACUGAAGAUCGUUCUUCGCGAAGAAAACGUACAAGAAACUAAUAAAAUUACCAUAGUUCAAGUUUUGGAUGGUAUAAUUUUUACAACGGAUGUGAAUUCAAAAUUAUUCAAGAAACUGUGCGAAGUUAUGGCUGUUGCCCCUACAAAGUGUUUAAAGGAAGCGGCCUGUGUUAAAAUAACCGAUAAUGCAGAGGAUUUUCCAAAAAGUGUUAAAAUGAGAUGUGCCCUAGCUAAAAAUGCCAAAAUGACACCACUUGAUUGGAUAAAUGAUUUAAUUGACGUUUGGAGUAUGAAUUACAGAGAUACGUCUAUUUGGCCUGAUAUGGUAGAAGUUCUAAAAACGCACAUUAAAAACAUCGAAGAAUCCGUACCUUGGUGUCUUGAUUUAAUUGGUCGAAUUCAAGCGAAAGUUGCCGAUAGAUCUGAAGUUUUAGUUAUCAGCUGUCUGUUUGACGUUUUAAUAUACGUUGUUGUACACUUCUCCGGUUUCUACACAUUCAUUAAUAAAAACCAAAACGAGUACAAACAAAUUAAGGAACUGUUUCCAGCUUCUCUUGCUGCCCUUUUAGAUCGAGUUACGUGGGAGGCUUGUUCAGCUCAAGUUUUGGAAUGGCUUUUUCACAUGAAUGCAGAAGAAACCAUAUCUAAAGAUUACCGUAAGCUUUUUGGGAGUUGUCUUCAAGCAUUGAAACACAACGAAGAUUUUACUAAAAAUGACAAGUUCUUGAAAUACAUAAGUAGUAGUACUAUAGACUGUGAAUAAAUUUUUUACCUUGUUAUUUAAUUUUCUCUGGACCUUUAGAUUAAUAGAAAUAAUUUAUCAAUACCAGUUAAAGAUAUUUGAGCCGUAACACUAAAUUGUCUCCAAAUUACAUGACAGAUAAAGAAAAUAAAUACAAAUACUUGUAUGGUUUAUCCAAUGAUUUAAUCAGAAGUCUAAUGGACAAAGCGCUGGAGACAACCUUCCGAAUAGUUGUCUACCAUUAUAUGAUACACCGAAAGACUAACCCUAAUCAUCAUUUUGGCCACUGGUACCAGAGUAAAUCACCUCGAGAUGAUUAGACAUUACACAAUUUGUUCAAUGUAUAAACGACAAAUGUAAAAAAGAAAAUCCACUGCAACCAUGUAUGUAUAUAUGGAUUUUAGGGUACCCCUUUUUUCCUGCUGAACUAUUAAUCCCACUUCUCUUAGAAUGUUCAGAAUGUGAGCUGCCAAAGAUCUUCGUCUUCUAUUUCCAGCUCCACUCCAACCAUAUUGCAACUGUGUUCUUCUCCAGGAGAUAUUUUUCAUGGGACCUGGGCACAAAGGCUAAAUUGUACUCCCGACUUCAUGGGUCUUAAUACCCCCUAAAGAAUCAACUUUUGUUUAGCUCAAUAUCUAAAAUGCAAAUGUAAAAAGGAAACUCCUCUCCAAGUACUGUUGAACUGCGUUCUUCUCCAGAGAACACUUUUCAUGGGACCUGGGUACAAAAGUUGGUUAGAGGAUAUAUUCUGGAUUAAUGAAGUUUAACGAGAAAUAACUUUUUACUAAAUUACUACCCAAUAAUUUUUGCUACAUAUUUGGUAAAUUUAACAAAGAAAUUUUUGUAAAUUAAGACCAAUUCCUGUAUGAAUACCUGAAUUCUCUUUCUAAUUACACAUUUCUUGCAAGGGCUUAAAAAUGCUAAAAUAUGACUCCUUCUAUUUCUAACCUAUACAAUUAUUAAAAAUUUUGUCAGUUUUGAGAUUGUAAUUAAUUUUUUUGUUACAAAAAUUUUCUUCAUUCUAUAAGUAAAUUAUUAUAUUUUUCUUGUUCUACUAUAUUAUAUAUUGUUUUGAUAUUGAUUGAUUUCGUUGCUAAUAAUAUCAUAGAAAUGGUAAUUUAGAACAUUUAAAUUUAUUAUAAAACUGGUGGAUUGGGAAUAAGUCAAUUCAAUAUUCAAUUUUUGUUCUGUUGUAUUUCAAAAUUUAGAAAAAAAAAAUAAACGGUGAUAUAUUUAUAA
Molecule: messenger RNA, 4897 nt
Organism: Diorhabda sublineata
Lineage: Eukaryota; Metazoa; Arthropoda; Insecta; Coleoptera; Chrysomelidae
Product: focadhesin
Exons: 13
Coding region: 227-3679 (1150 amino acids)
Biological process (GO): regulation of post-transcriptional gene silencing
Source: RefSeq, a predicted model, not a curated record